Molecule: messenger RNA, 719 nt
Organism: Chenopodium quinoa (quinoa)
Lineage: Eukaryota; Viridiplantae; Streptophyta; Magnoliopsida; Caryophyllales; Amaranthaceae
Product: auxin-responsive protein SAUR50-like
Exons: 1
Coding region: 138-611 (157 amino acids)
Biological process (GO): response to auxin
Source: RefSeq, a predicted model, not a curated record
AUUUAGACCAUUUUACACAAAAAAAAAAAAAAAAAAGUGCAACCUUAAGCCUUAAUAUUUGACCAAAAAACCAACAUUGUUCAAACAUAAUAUUAUAUAAUUUCCUACUUCUAUAUAAUAUACUAAGCUUGUUCUAUAUGGCAUACUCUAAGCUCAUUUCUAAGAAAAACAAGAUGAUCAACCUUAAAUUAGUCAUGGAGAAGUUGCAAAGGAGUUUCUUCCUAGGAAAGAGGCUUUCGAUGUCCGAUGUUGAUGAGCUCCAAGAUCAACAUGAUCAUGAGGAGGAGGUAUGUCACUCUGGAGGUGACUCAAACACGGUGCCUGAGGAUGUGAAGGAAGGACAUUUUGUCGCGGUGGCUGUUGAUGGAGGGGAUGUGAAGCGGUUCGUUGUGCCUCUAAGGUACUUAACACACCCUAUGUUUCUAGCAUUGUUGGAAAAGGCAGCUGAGGAGUAUGGGUUCGAUCAUGGUGGUGCACUUACCAUACCUUGUAAGCCAAGUGUGAUUGAGAAAAUAUUGGCUGAUAGAUGGGAUGGAGGUAGACGAUCUAGUUCUAGGAGAAGGUCUAAUAAUUAUAAGAGAAAUUUCAAUAUUUUGGUUCAAAGCUAUUAGAUUAAUUAAUUACUUAGCUUGUAUUAUGUGAAAUGGGUAUAUAUCAAUGCAUGUAAUGCUUUUCUCCCCUUUAAAGUCUCAAGGUUUUUUGAGGGGUUGUUCUAAUUA